UAGCUAGUGAAUUCUUGAUCAUCGUUUCACAUUCAUUGAAGUGGUACAGCAAGAACCUUGUUUUCCCCUUCCUCUCAGAAAAUUCAUAUUUGGUCUUGAUACUCCAAUGAAUCCGUUCGAUUGCGGCCUUUUGGGUCUUCGGAAAUGUCAAGAUGGGUUCACAAUUUCAUGCACGUUACGAUUUUGGGGCGGAAAAUGGGAUCUUGAUCUAGGAUUGUAAAGAUUACAUCUUUGAUGUGGAUAGAGUGUUUCGUCUAGGGUUUUGGUUUUGAUCCCGCACGGGUGCAUGAGGCUUUGGUGUUGUUUUGGUGUCGUGGAAGAAGAAGAAGAAAAAGAAGAAGAAGCAAACAUCAAAGGUGAGUCAGGUGACAUGAAAGAGGGGUUAUUUUCUUCUGAGGCUGAAGGUACGUCUCAAGAAUUCUCGUUUGUGGCUAUGGCAAAUGACCGACCCGGGACUUCUCAAAUGGGAUUCUCAUUUGGGGAAAACGAGGAGGAGGAUUUGCUUUUGGGUCUGACAGUUGCAAGGGAUCGUGGAGGGAACGGGGUCGCUGGGGAUGGUUGUGCCCCGUGGGAGCUUGCGAUUGGAAGUUCUCGUUAUUAUCAGCGGUAUGCCUGCGCCAGGGGUCAGGGUGUCGGGGAGGUUGACGGGUUGGGUUGCGACGAAGAAACUUCAUUGGGCCUUGGAAGAGGGAAUCACGACCAUGAUUUCCAGUACAAACGUGCUAAAGUUCUUUCUGAUUCUCAGGAAUGCCAUUAUGCAACUGCAAUGUCACCAGGUGCUGAUACAUCCACUUCACCAGCUGAUGGGGAUCAAAAUAUAUCUCAGGGUUCUGUUCCUUCUGGAAAUGACAUGGUCUUUUAUCUUAGUUUAACACCAAAUGGUGGGGGUAAUGGAAAUCCUAUGGAUUCUAAUGGUGGAGGAGAUGAUGAUGGAGGUGGCAACAGUACUUCUAAAAUAGAAGACGUAGAAGUGAGGAUGGAUCUUACAGAUGACUUAUUGCAUAUGGUUCUCUCUUUCCUGGAUCACAUCAAUCUCUGUCGAGCUGCUAGAGUAUGCAGGCAGUGGCGUGCAGCUAGUGCUCAUGAGGACUUUUGGAGGUUUCUGAAUUUUGAAAAUCGUAACAUCUCUCCAAUACAGUUUGCUGACAUGUGUCGCCGGUAUCCAAAUGCCACUGAAGUGAAUCUCUCUGGUGCUCCUGAUAUUAACUCACUUGUUAUGAAAGCAAUAACAUCCUUAAAGUAUAUUGAGACUUUGAUAGUGGGGGAAGGGAAGCUAGAGGAUGGCUUUUUCCAUGCUCUAGGAGAUUGUUCUAUGUUGAAUAGUCUGAGUGUUAAUGGUGCAACUCUUGGCAAUGGUGUUCAAGAGAUAGCUGUAUUCCAUGAUAGAUUGCGCCAUCUUCAAAUUACGAAAUGUCGUGUGCUUCGCAUUUCUGUGAGGUGCCCCCAACUGGAAACCUUGUCCCUAAAGCGUACAAACAUGGCUCAUGCCUUACUUAAUUGCCCUCAAUUACAUGAAUUAGAUAUAGCCUCGUGCCACAAGCUCUCAGAUGCUGGAAUUCGUUCAGCAGCAACAUCCUGCCCUUUAUUGGCCUCAUUGGAUAUGUCAAAUUGUUCCUGUGUUAGUGAUGAAACACUGCGUGAAAUAGCACUUAUGUGUCCUAAUCUUCGUGUUCUGAAUGCAUCAUACUGCCCCAACAUAUCACUUGAGUCUGUAAGACUGCCUAUGUUAGCAGUUCUGAAGCUUUGUAGUUGUGAGGGAAUAACUUCUGCAUCAAUGGCUGCGAUUUCUCAUAGUUAUAUGCUAGAGGUUCUAGAGCUUGAUAAUUGCAGCUUAUUGACAUCAGUCUCAUUGGAUCUUCCUUGCUUGCAGAAUAUCAGACUAGUGCAUUGCCGCAAAUUUGUUGAUUUAAAUUUGCAGAGUCCUAUGCUUUCAUCUAUUACAGUUUCCAAUUGCCCUGCACUUCAUCGUAUCAACAUCACAUCAAGUUCACUUCAGAAACUAAUGUUGCAGAAGCAAGAAAGUUUGACCACUUUAGCAUUGCAGUGCCAGUCUUUGCAAGAACUGGACCUCACUGAAUGUGAAUCUUUGACAAAUUCUAUUUGCGAGGUUUUCAGCGACAGUGGUGGUUGCCCAAUGCUUAGAUCUUUGGUUCUUGACAACUGUGAGAGUCUGACAGCAGUAGAGUUCAACAGUUCCUCUUUAGUCAGUCUAUCCCUUGUUGGUUGCCGUGCUAUGACUACUUUGGAACUGAAAUGCCCUUAUCUUGAGCAAGUCUUUCUGGAUGGUUGUGAUCACCUUGAGAGAGCAUCAUUUUGUCCUGUUGGACUUCGGUCCCUCAAUCUCGGUAUAUGCCCCAAAUUGAAUGUACUUCGAAUUGAAGCUCCACAUAUGGUUGUUUUGGAGUUGAAGGGGUGUGGCGUUCUGUCUGAAGCAUCCAUCAACUGCCCUCGCUUAAUUUCUCUAGAUGCUUCAUUUUGCAGCCAACUUAAAGAUGAUUGCUUGUCUGCGACAACUGCUUCAUGCCCUUUCAUUGAGUCGUUGGUAUUGAUGUCAUGCCCAUCCAUUGGUCCAGAUGGCCUUUUUUCUUUGCGCCGGCUUUCUUAUUUAAUCUUGCUGGAUUUAUCAUACACUUUCCUGAUGAACUUACAGCCAGUUUUUGAGUCCUGUUUACAAUUGAAGGUAUUAAAAUUACAAGCAUGCAAGUAUCUGACCGACUCUUCUUUGGAGGCUCUUUAUAAGGAAGGUGCUCUCCCAGCCCUUCGUGAGCUAGACUUGUCUUAUGGAAGCCUUUGCCAGUCUGCAAUAGAGGAGCUUCUUGCUUGCUGUACACAUCUGACCCAUGUGAGCCUGAAUGGAUGUGUGAAUAUGCAUGACCUGAACUGGGGUUAUAGUGGUGGCCAACUUUUUGAGUUAUCUAGCUUUGAUGGCUCAUCUGCAAUCUGUUCUCUAGAGAUCAUCCAGGAGCAAAUUGAGCAGCCUGACCGUUUGCUGCAGAAUCUGAACUGCGUAGGGUGUUCAAACAUUAAGAAAGUUGUCAUUCCUCCAAGGGCCCGUUGUUUACAUCUGUUAUCAUUAAACCUAUCUUUGUCUGCAAAUCUGAAGGAAGUAGAUGUUGCUUGUUCCAAUUUAAGCUUUCUUAAUUUGAGCAAUUGUUACUCCUUGGAAAUUUUGAAGCUUGGAUGUCCAAAGUUGACUAGCCUCUUCCUUCAGUCAUGUAGCGUUUCUGAAGAAAUUCUGGAAGCUGCAAUAUCAAAUUGUAACAUGCUGGAAACUCUAGAUGUCCGCUUUUGUCCAAAGAUCUACUCUGUAAACAUGGGAAAGUUACGUGUGGUAUGUCCCAGUCUAAAACGCAUCUUCAGCAGCCUGUGUGCAUCAUAACGUGAACAACCAGUGGUCACAGGUGAAAUUAUUUGACAUUAUUAUUCAUGUCCAGUGCAGGUUUGUGGUCCUCGGCUCCUUGCUAGUGACAAUUAGCUUAGUCAUUCAUCAUGUUUGUCUGCUGUAAAUAACCAAUUCUCCCUUGUUCUGUAUGUUUGUGGCGACUGUGUUGGUUUGCGGAGACAGAUUUGCCCCAGCCACUUGUAGACAAUGAUAUAAAUCAUGUUUUAAUAUAAAUAUGGAUUUAUUGUCUAGUUCU
Messenger RNA from Telopea speciosissima, 3638 nucleotides. RefSeq names its product F-box/LRR-repeat protein 15-like. Gene Ontology annotation, molecular function: protein binding. The record is from RefSeq and is a predicted model, not a curated record. Bases 287 to 3379 code for a protein of 1030 amino acids. NCBI's taxonomy places the organism in Eukaryota, Viridiplantae, Streptophyta, Magnoliopsida, Proteales, Proteaceae. The transcript has 17 exons.